CAACGGUCGUGUUGCCGACUCUUACAGCAAAUCAUGGCAAUGACUUCAGAAGUCUCGUCUGUUUUGGCAACCUGUCAAGGUCUGCGCAAAUGCGAACAAUGCAUGCUUCUCUCUCAUCUCUCAGUCAGAUUGUACUUUGCUGACGAAUACUGGUAUGUUUGCUGGAGCCUAGUGUCCAGUUUUGUUGCUCUCGGGGACUUUUGAAUUGUGAUAUUUGUGCAGACACGUUGGCUGGAUACAGGAACUUAUGUGAGG
Aspergillus welwitschiae is the source of this 255-nucleotide messenger RNA. RefSeq lists its product as uncharacterized. NCBI's taxonomy places the organism in Eukaryota, Fungi, Ascomycota, Eurotiomycetes, Eurotiales, Aspergillaceae. The record is from RefSeq and is a predicted model, not a curated record. The coding region runs from base 34 to 204 and encodes 56 amino acids. The transcript has a single exon.